Chilo suppressalis (striped riceborer) is the source of this 1710-nucleotide messenger RNA. Lineage: Eukaryota; Metazoa; Arthropoda; Insecta; Lepidoptera; Crambidae. The record is from the annotation of a GenBank genome assembly.
AUGCAGGCCACUCGGAAAAUACUCUUAGCACAGAUUAAAAACAUUAAAUGGCAAAGGUCGCUAUCACGUAGUGCCAUUGUUUUCAACAAUGAUUUCGAAAUAAAAUCUCCUUUGGCUGAUAUAGUCAUGCCGAAUACGACGUUCCUGGACCGAUUAUGGCGGGACAAGUCCAAAUUCAAAAGUCUCGUGGCUCUGGAAAGCGCAGAGACCAAGAAGAGCUACACGUAUGACCAACUAUCGAAAAACAUGGCCGCCUUUGCCACCUCUCUCCACAAGAAGCUCGGUUUGAAGUCUGGCGAUGUUGUAGCAAUCAUGCUACCGAAUUCUCCGGAAUUUGUUGUUGUAGCUUUUGGGAGUUUGCAAGCCGGUUGCGUCGUCACUACUCUGAAUCCAAUCUAUAAAGAGCAUGAAGUGCAACACCAGUCAAAGAUUACACAACCCAAAGUUUUCGUUACUAUACCCACACUAUACGAAACUGUUUUAAAAGGACUGAAGAGUGCACAAAUUGAAGCUAAAAUAAUAGUUGUAGAUAACGCAAAUGAGCCUAUACCUGAUGGAACAGUAAGGUAUACUGAAAUCGCUGAAAAUAGCGAUGCCGAUUAUUCUAUCUUAGAUAAUGUGCACAAAGAAGAUGAUGAUGUAGCAUUUAUACCAUUCUCAAGUGGAACAACUGGUCUGCCCAAAGGAGUAGAAAUAACGUACAAGAACCUCAAAGCUAGUAUAGAAAUAAUGAGCAAUGAAAAGAAUUGUUUUGCGAAAAUGUCUGAAGGAAGUUUCCAAGAUGUUGUCCCUUGUAUUUUACCCUUUUUCCAUAUUUAUGGUUUGGUGGUCACAUUGAUUGGUCACAUAACUAAGGGAUGUAAAUUGAUUACGAUGUCUUCCUUCUCUGCUACUCUUUAUCUUAAUUUGUUGCAAAACGAAAAAGCGAGUCUGCUAUACGUCGUACCACCAAUAGCUAUUCUUCUGGGCAAACAUCCGGACGUAAACCGGCAGCAUUUUAGAAACGUGAGACACAUAGUAUGCGGCGCGGCACCACUUGCCGCGAGUGAUGUACAAAAUAUAUUGGAAAAAGCAAAGACGAAACUCGAGGUUAACCAAGGGUUCGGAGCGACGGAAACCAGUUCAUUGACCACGGCUACGUUCAUAGGUCAAAACUCUUACGAUUACGACUCUUGCGGUGACAUCAUGGCCAGCAUCACAGUGAAAUACGUAGACCCUAUGACUGGUGACCCUGUGCCUGUGGGACAGAAAGGAGAAAUGUGCGUAAAGGGGCCAAUAGUAAUGAAAGGAUAUCACAAAAAUGAAGAAGCGACCAGAGAAUGUCUCACAGAAGACGGAUACUUUAAGACAGGUGACUUGGGCUACUACAAGCCGGGCGUGGGAGCUUAUAUCACCGAUAGGAUAAAGGAGCUCAUAAAGGUAAAAGGACUACAAGUUGCACCAGCGGAAUUGGAGAGCGUGCUGCGAACUCAUCCAGCAAUCCAAGAAGCUGCUGUAAUAGGAGUACCACAUGAAUUCUUCGGGGAAGUCCCUAAGGCUUUCGUUGUUUUAAAGAAUGAGUUCAAAGUGUCUCCCGAAGAGAUUCAAGAAUACGUAGCUACUAAAGUGGCACCGUUCAAAAAGAUAGAAGAAGUCAUGAUGGUAGAUAAUAUCCCGAAGAAUUUGACCGGGAAAAUAUUGAGAAGAGAACUGAAAAAGAUGUACGCGUGA